Cicer arietinum (chickpea) is the source of this 1096-nucleotide messenger RNA. Its product is annotated as peptidyl-prolyl cis-trans isomerase CYP23. The record is from RefSeq and is a predicted model, not a curated record. Gene Ontology annotation, molecular function: peptidyl-prolyl cis-trans isomerase activity. NCBI's taxonomy places the organism in Eukaryota, Viridiplantae, Streptophyta, Magnoliopsida, Fabales, Fabaceae. Gene Ontology annotation, biological process: protein peptidyl-prolyl isomerization.
CUAUAAUCAAACUUAACUUCUUAUUUCGGAGGAUCUAAAUCUCAGCCAUUAGACCAACCAAGAGGUUACUAGUAUUUCGUUGGAUUUCUAAACUUCCAACGUUUGACUUCAAUUUUAGGAGGAGAAGGUUCUAAAUUCAUCGUUGGUUGAAAUGUGGAGCUUAGGAUUUAUUAUUUCGAUUAGGGUUUGUAUUCUAUUGGCCUUUGCAUCUGCGAUUUCUUCUCUGGAACCUCAACUCGGAUCAACCCGCGUCGUCUUUCAGGUUAUUGUGUUUAUGAAUGCAGACAAAUUAUGGGGAUAUUGAAUUUGGUUUCUAUCCAAGUGUUGCGCCCAAAACUGUUGACCACAUUUUUAAGCUUGUGAGACUUGGAGGCUAUAACACCAAUCAUUUCUUUCGGGUGGAUAAGGGAUUUGUAGCCCAAGUUGCGGAUGUUAUGAGUGGAAGAUCUGCUCCCAUGAAUGAGGAACAAAAAAGAGAAGCAGAAAAGACUGUUGUUGGUGAAUUUAGUGACGUCAAACAUGUUCGGGGUAUUCUUUCCAUGGGAAGGUAUGAAGAUCCAGAUAGUGCUGCAUCCUCUUUCUCAAUGCUACUUGGAAAUGCUCCUCAUCUGGAUGGGAAGUAUGCAAUAUUUGGAAAAGUUACUAAAGGUGAUGAUACAUUGACAAAGCUUGAGCAACUACCUACACGUAAAGAAGGAAUAUUUGUAAUGCCAACGGAGCGCAUCACCAUCCUCUCAUCAUAUUACUAUGACACAGAGACAGAAAAUUGUGAGCUAGACAGAUCAAUUUUGAAGCGCAGGUUAGCUGCAUCAGCCGUCCAAGUUGAAAAACAGAGAAUGAAAUGUUUCCCCUGAUAGAAGCACGUUGAAUAUGGAGUUGGUAAUGGAAUGAAUGUUGUAUAAUGUCUAAAGUAUGAUAUACGGUUACUGGUGUUUGUUAAUCGGUGUCUUUCUCUUGUUUCCUUCUCAAGUUGGAUAGCUUUUAUGCAUGGAUUGGAUCCACCAAAAUACACUCUUCCCUUCUUAUUUUGUAGGAAAUCCAACUGUGAAAAAACUUUAAUUAAUGAUGGAUUGUGAUUGGAGUGUUUUGUUUUUUA